This is a messenger RNA of Coprinopsis cinerea okayama7#130, 2307 nucleotides long. RefSeq lists its product as hypothetical. NCBI's taxonomy places the organism in Eukaryota, Fungi, Basidiomycota, Agaricomycetes, Agaricales, Psathyrellaceae. The record is from RefSeq and is a predicted model, not a curated record. The transcript has 13 exons. Bases 1 to 2307 code for a protein of 768 amino acids.
AUGCUCUCGAGGCGACACAAAGCGAUUUUGGUUUCCCUGCCCUGCACUGUUGCGUUCUUCUAUCUUCUGGCCUCGACUUUCACAACCUCUGUUUACCUCCAAGACACCAUACAUCGCCUUGGACCCCACCUCACGUAUGCUGGCGACGGAAUAUGGGGGAUCAAGACGUGCUUCGACUCGGCAACUGGGUCAGCCAACAGCGCUCGGCCGAUGGUGAAGGACGGGCAAUACCCUUCGAAUGGAGUUCUUGAAACGACACAGCCUGUACCCGGGACAAAUGGAUUCAACGUAUUCGACAAUCUUUACUUGUUGAACGGAACUCUCUACGUUGUCACAUCCAACCCCGAUUUGUUUUUGCCUCGAGACCGCAUCCUAUCGCGACCUGUCUUUCCCGGGGAUCCCAACACUGACAACCAGCCAACCGACAAGGAACUACAAUUCGUAUCUCCAGGAAAGGCCGAAUCUCUGUUCUUGCAACGCCCCGUUGUCUUGAGCGGACCCUCGAUGCUGUUUUACGACUUGGAUAGCUUUAUCAAUCACUUUUACCAUUGGUGGGGGGAAGUCGUUCUGGGAUCAUGGAGGGUCUACUCGGCAUUGUCACCGAGGGAAGGACCAGUCGAGCUUCUGCCGCUUCCCCAGCGAUUUAUUAUGCCGUUUAUGUCGAAUGGGAAUUGGCGAGACCCGCCUGGCCUCGAUGCACCACUCAUGCGAGCCGCCUUCCCAAACGCUGCCAUCGAGCAAGCAGACUAUUGGCAAGACUUGAUAGAUCUUCAGGUUCCUGUUGUGUUUCAGCGCGCUGUCAUAGCCAACCGAGUGGCGUCCUCCAGCCACCCUAAUAAUGCCCAGUGGUUCAAGAUGAUUUCUUCAACAAUGGACGUGGAAGCUCCCGAAAACUUUUUCGAGCCUGUUCGAAAGCGGAUUGUCAUGAACUUACUCGGGGAUCUUCCGGUGAUCGACAAUGACGGGUUGGUUCUUUCUCCGACGGGGAUGGCCUCAGAUAAACCGGUCGUAACCUACAUAUCAAGACAAGGAGGGGGACGAAGGCUUGAAGCGAAUGCUCACGGAGCUUUGCUUGUGGUGUUGGAACAGUUGGAAGAGGAUGGGAUCUGCGAAUUACAGGUUCCUCGGAUGGAGGAACUGACCUUAUCUGAGCAAGUUAAGCUCGCUGCACGAAGCACGCGACUGACCAUGGACUAUUCGACUUUGCCUGGCCUCACUCCACCCUCGGGUUCUCAGUACCCUGCACCUAACUGGUCAUCUGAUUACGAUGCAUCUCCUGUACCAUCAACAGAUCUUGCCAGCCGCGUCCUCCCUCACGCCUCUUACUACAUUGAACUAACGACCACCCUCGAAUCACUCGAGAAUGUCCAUAAUGAACUGGAGGGACAAAAGGAGUACUUGGCAGAUAUCCAACGGCGAUUAUCAGCAUCAGAGAAGAGAUUGAAGAAUGCCGCGACGGCAACGCGAUACGCUCAACUCGAAUUCAGGAUGCUCAAGGAACAUUCCGGGAUGGAUAGAUUCAUGGCGAAAAUGUUGGGAAAGGGGGAUAAAUGGGAGGCAAAGGUACAAGAGCAAGAAAGAGAGAAGGGCAGGCAGCUCAAACAGAUCUUGAAGACAAACUCAGAAAACGAGGCCAUGUUCAAAAGGAUUUGGAACUCAUAUCCUGAAGAGGAUCAUUUGGAGAACGAGGUCAGAGAGCUGCGGCAAACACUGGCGGAGACCACAAAGAAACUACAGCCAGCCUCCAAGGCCGUCGAGCUGAUGGACAAUGCAUGGUCGAGCAUGGCCUUGUGCCUCUCCUCCAUCGACGACUCCAUCGGUUUCUCCAGGAUGGCAGAUGUCGCGACGACCGGUUCUAAUUGGGGAGCGGCUAGUAAGAAGCGCAAAUCUGCGGACCAGGCCGUGAAGCAACUUGCGGAGGCGGAGAGGUUUGUGACACAAGCCAUGGCGCUUUUCCCGGCCAUCAGACCAGUCCACGCGACUGACACUACCGAUGGAUACUGCUUCACGUCUCCAAAGUUCUUCCUAGGCGCCCACACAAGUGAUGCGUUUCACAACAGGAUCAAGAAAGCUUCGAUAUACGUGAACGAAGUGAAGGCAAAGUUGAAGGAUGAACGUGCGCUUGCUACGGAGAGGAGAGACAAGCUAUCGGAAGAGUUCAGGAUGUUUUCGGCGCUUCUCGAGAUGCGAGAGAGAGAGCUCUUGGACUUGCGCAAAGGCAUAAUCGAGAGGAUACUGCAAGGAGACUCCCGGAAGGCGUCGCAGAAGCCUCCAGACCUUCCCAUCGGACCAGGCUCCAACUUCUGA